UGAACUUUGAAUUAGAAUCUGACGCGCGAACAUAGUAAGAUAAAUGACAAAGUCAUGACAAUAACAAUUUCAAAUAGUUUUAUACUAUGAAAAAAAAAUAACAUUAGCCUAAUAACCAAGCAUUGUUGUAAAAAAUAACAAAUAAACUGUCUAAUAAAAUAUAUAAAUAAUAAUUAAAAAAUAAAUUUUGGAAAAAUCUCGAAAUAGUGACUUGUGUACGUGAAAAUUGAUUUUUUUUUAUAUAAAAUUAAAUUUUUUUGGUAGUGUGUUAUGUGAUAUCUCUAUUAAUAUGAUUUAAGGUUUUUAAUGAUAAUCAUUGUGAGAAGACAAUGAUUAAUACAAGUGUUUUGAAAUAAAUUGUGGGAGGUUCUGGCUUAACCAAAAAAUGGAUAACGAAUUUUUAGAUAUUUCAACUAGCCUAAGGCUACAGCUAGCCUAUGGUAUUGGACAUAUAUUAAAUGAUGUAUGUGCAAGUUUAUGGUUUACAUAUUUUUUAGUAUUUUUCCACCUUGUACUUGAAUUCAGUCCUUCCCAGGCUGGAUACUUAAUGUUAAUAGGUCAGAUUGUAGAUGCCUUAUCUACUCCAUUUGUAGGCUAUCAUUCUGACCACACAAACAAUUUUAUGAGUGCAAGAUAUGGCAAAAGAAAACUUUGGCAUUUGUUCGGUACUGUGUGUGUGCUAAUAUCAUUCCCAUUCAUUUUUAUGGAGUGUGUGGGCUGUACAUUGACGCAUAAAUGGGCACAAAUGUUUUACUUUGCUGCUUUUAUUGUUGUAUUUCAAAUUGGAUGGGCUGCUGUGCAAAUAUCUCAUCUUAGUCUUAUUCCUGAAUUAGCUGAAGAUCCUCAUGUUAGAACACAUCUCACUGCUAUUAGAUAUGGUUUUACAGUGUUCUCUAAUAUAUUUGUCUAUUUAAUGACAUGGAUAAUAUUACAUGUUACGGGAAAUUGUGAUAAGGAGCAAGUAGGACCAUCUGAUGCAUGGAAGUUUAGACAAAUAAUGCUCAUAGUUUUAAGCGUGGGCACUAUAGCAUCAGUAUUGUUUCACUUUUCAGUGUCUGAAAAGCCAUCACGUAAUCAAAUAUCUACCAAUGAAUAUGGAAGUAGUACUCUACAUUGUGAUGUACUCCGCAAGUUCUUAUUAUAUCAAGUAGCUGGUAUAUACAUGAGCACAAGGCUCGUUGUUAAUGUAUCGCAAGUUCUUAUUCCGCUGUAUCUCCACCAUACCCUUGGGUUAGCAGCUAGAGCCCUGGCUGUAGUGCCGCUAGCAAUGUAUCUCGGAAGCUUGGCUGCAGCUGGUGUUCAGAGGUUGGCCCCAAGAUCUUUCACACGAAAACUAAGCUAUUUAUUGGGUUCUGCAUGUGCAUUGAGUGGUUUUAUAUGGGUUUACAUCGAUUCCAAUCAUAAUUAUAAAGUGAAUUUUAUUUACGUAGUGGCUGUAUUAAUAGGUUUUGGUGGAGCACAAAUGCUUGUUACAAGUCUGUCCCUAACAGCGGACCUAGUUGGUGAUAGUACAGAAGCAUCGGCGUUUGUCUAUGGGAUAAUGAGCUUUAGUGAUAAACUGUCUUGUGGAGUAGCCAUUGCUUUGAUACAGAUGUAUGCUGAUAGUGGUGGUCUGUAUUACUAUCGGGACGCAUUAUCGUGGGUGUGUGGAUCAGCAACGAUACUGGGACUUGUACUUACUUUGGUUUUACCAAACCGAUCACACAACUCUUUGAUUGUAAAUGGUCCCUCGCCCAUAAAUGCAGAUGAAGACGAAAUAACAUCAUCUUCAGAAUAGAAGAUCCGUUAUAAAAUCUAGAAAUGAUUUUUUUUUACACUUUUUAAUGUAAAAACUAGAUAUACGUAAAUAGUGAGAAUUUUAUACAACUGUAAUAACAUAGUAAUAAUAGAAGACAUUCUAACACAACUACCAUAUAAUUUAAAUCACGUUUUCAAAGACAUAAACACUAAGGACAUAUCUUUAUUAUUGUUACAGAAAUAUUGAAAUAAUAUAUAUUUUGUUAACUAGUGAAUAUGUUCAAUUUUUAAUUUUGUAUAAGUUUAUUUUUAAUUAUAAGAUAUAUUAAAUAUACAUAUAAGAAAAUGAAAAAAAUAUUCAUUCACAGUAUCUUAUUUUAUAUUUUAGGCCCCUUAUAAUUGUGCUUGCGCGGGUAGAUAUAAAAUUGAGACGAGGUUUUUAAUUAUGGAAAGGUCCUUAUUUAUUGAAUAGAAUGGGUGUCUGAGUUACAGAAACAAAUAUUUUAUUGAAAUGUAAAGUUAAUACAUACUGUAUAUGUAAUGUAUACAUACUAUGUGUGACUGUUAGUUGGUAGGUUUCAUAUCUGAUAUUAUUUUUAAUAAAUUAAAUGUAGAUCAUUUAUAAGUAAAUCAUUUAUUAUUAAUUCAUUGAACACUUAUUUUGAAAAAAAAAAACUAAACAAAAUUUUGUAAUUUCUACAAAUUAAUAUAUCAAUCAGUACUUUGUAGGGACCAAGUGUUUCUUAAAUAUGUUCUGCAACUACUAUUUUCCAGAGGCUAUUUAGAUGCCAAAAAGUAUUUUAUGUACCUAAUAUUCGAUUCUAUAAAUUUGAAAUUGUUUAAACGAAUUUAAACUUUAUACAGUGGCAACUUUGUUAAAAGCACCACCACCUGUGUAAUAAAAUGUUUUUCUUUAAUAGCAUAAUGUAUUGCAUUUCAAUAACUAACAAUUACUAUAUAUUGUUUCCAUUUAAAUAAACAAUUUUAUUGAUUGUAAAAUGUCUUAAUUUCUUUUUUUAAUUCUAGCAGUCUUGUAUUUGAAAGUAAAAGAUUUUCGUGGGAUUUGCAAGACUUGAUAAAACUGAAUAUUCUCUUAGUAGA
This is a messenger RNA of Vanessa atalanta (red admiral), 2838 nucleotides long. Its product is annotated as major facilitator superfamily domain-containing protein 12-like. Gene Ontology annotation, molecular function: symporter activity. NCBI's taxonomy places the organism in Eukaryota, Metazoa, Arthropoda, Insecta, Lepidoptera, Nymphalidae. Gene Ontology annotation, cellular component: membrane. The transcript has 8 exons. Gene Ontology annotation, biological process: carbohydrate transport. The record is from RefSeq and is a predicted model, not a curated record. Bases 386 to 1777 code for a protein of 463 amino acids.